Messenger RNA from Pocillopora meandrina, 3283 nucleotides. Lineage: Eukaryota; Metazoa; Cnidaria; Anthozoa; Scleractinia; Pocilloporidae. The record is from the annotation of a GenBank genome assembly.
UUACAGCACUAUUUCAAUUAUCAUCUUUUUCCGAAAAAUCAGAGGCAAUGUGCCAGUUUUUCGAUAAACGUGGCUAUCCUGUUUCUGUCGUUCAAGCGGGCCACCACCGUGCCCAAAAAAUCGAUCUACAGUCAGCACUACAAACGGCUGAGAAGGAAAACACUGACCGCAUUCCAUUUACUCUAACAUUUCACCCUCACAACCACGCAGUUAAAUCUAUCAUUCUUAAAAAUUUUAAAUUACUCCAAAACGAUUCAGAGACUGGCAUUAUCUUUUCGCAACCCCCACUUAUUUCAUUCAAACGUGACAAAAACAUAGGCAACUUUUUAGACAGGAGUUCAUUUCAAACCAAUGACCCAUCUGGAACUUUUAAAUGCGCUCGCUCACGAUGCAAAACUUGUUCUUUCAUUCAUAACGUAGAGAAAAUAUCGGGACCCAAGAGAUCCAUUAAGAUCAUUGAUCACUUUACGUGUACCUCCGCCAAUGUUAUUUACUGCAUAACUUGCACUUAUUGCAAUAAGUUAUACAUCGGCGAAACAGGAAGACGACUAGGUGACCGAUUCCGCGACGUGGAAAGAAAUGACAAGGACGCAUCCAAACCAGUCGCUAGACACUUAAAUCUUCCUAAUCAUUCUAAACAGCAUAUGGCAGUUUGCGGCCUUUCCUUACAUCUAGGCAGUUCGGAAAGCCGUAAAACACUAGAACAAAAAUUUAUCUACCAAAUCGGCACCCUUAAUCCCCACGGAAUCAAUGAGCGCUUUUCCUUCAACUAAUUUAUUCCUGUUUUCUCGUCACUAUAUUCCCACCAAUGGCGUAGCUCCACUUUCUGCCUAUAAACCCACUCACAACCCACAAUUCCUCCAAUCGCUCUGACAAAGGGCUAACGCUCGAACGCUUUUUUACUCUUUACGGUAGCUAAUUUACGUUUUCAACCCAGUUGUUAACACUAAAUUACCAGCUUUAGCUCAGCUCUGUGUUUUUCACUCUAAUGUAGAACGCUCUAUCAACCAAUGACAGCGCGUGUUCUAUCCGAACUUAACCUUAACACAACAUAAAUCAAUGUCUGCUACGCUUCCUAAUUAGAGAGAUUUUCGAUUGAGUUUUGUAAAACCAAAACCAACUUGAUAACAUCGGCCAAACAGAUAAAAUGUGGACAUCACAAGUAGUCAACGACCUCAAAGGCGCAAAGUGGAUUGAACGAAAUUGCAAUUGGUUUCAAUUCUAGAGUCUGCAUAAAGACCAUGGCGCGAGUUCUCUGAAUCAUUCCUAUAGCGCAUUGAAGAAUAAUCAAUGCAGCGCCAGAUUGUUUUCAAAAUUCUAUCGAAAAUUGCUCAUGGUUCGCAUGAUUAGUGAACAGAGAAAAGUAGGUGACGUGCCUGUCACCUACAAACAACAUGUCAAAAAACCGCAAAAAAUAAGCCAACAAUGAAAACAACUGACAACUUAGGAAUAAUUAGCAUUCCAAAGUUUCAUGAAAACCAUUUGUCGGUCGGCAAAAGAUAUCUCGUCAUUGAAAAAUUUCAUGCUACGGGCGCACGCUCUAAAUAGCAGCAGUUUCUAAAUUUGGAUCUCUUUACAAUUUCGCCGACUUAAUGUAAUUUUAAAUUUGAACAGGAAUUCGUUAUCAGCAACAAAAAGAUAAUAUUUUAUCAUGCACCUAAAGGGCCCUAGUCAAAUUUAAUUUCUUCUCAACAAUAAGCAUUUUCCUCUUGUCAUAUCACUUACAUUUGUAAAGUUGCUCAAAAGUAUCUUCUACUACCUUUGUUGCUGCAGAUACACAGGUUGCAUAAACAUUUAUCAUCAUGAUAAGUCUGUAUAUGAAAUAAUGGCCCAGUCAACAAGUCAAUUUUGAGAUAAACUCACCAGUCCUAAACGACGAAGAGGAACAACUCAAGUUGAAAAAACUUUCAUCCGGAAAUGGCUCUCAUAACAAGGCAAAAUGAACUAAGAAUUUGCUCGAACUUGAACAAAGCAUUCUACGACUUGAGAAACAUAUUCAUCAUUGUGUUUUCAAGAUCUACAGAGAAUGAUUUUGGAGAACGCCUUAGCAAAGAAACUGUUCAUUGUUCCAUAACACAAAGGAUGUAAGGCGCUGGGAAGGCAAAUCAAAAUAAAAUUAUAAUCAAUAAAGAGUCGAUGAUAUCUAAAUUGAUACUCAGUGAUGUUACGAACCCUUUCCCACACAUAAUGGGCUUGAUACGGAAAAUAACAAACAACAUAAAUGAUAAUAAGCACAAAAAUCAUUUUAAGUAAAUCUUUCUCCGGGUCUGUGUUUUCGGGUUUGCUGUCUCUUCGGUUAUUCUGUUCGAGCAGAACACUUCUUCGUUCCUCCAUUCUCGCACCAUCUCGUAACUCUUGGAGUUCAGUUUCAACACCACAAGAGGAAGUAACAAUCGAAUCUCGAUUUCUUCUCUUAAUCUGCACAAUUCGUCUCCUUAAGUUCCACGCCACCGCUCCGUAAGAUGCCAGCAUUAUCACAUAAGGUAAAGCGUAGUUCAGGAUGAAUCUGAUGGCUACAUAGGAUCUAUUACUUACGACAGGCAGCUCCAUGCAUACACCAUUUCCAAAUCUGAGACCAAAGAAAAAGGGGCAGGCGAUUGCAAAUGACAACAGCCACAACCCAGAUAUGGUCAGAAUUGUUAUUGUCUUUACUGAUGAUGGUGUGCGUGGAAGAGGGUUUACAAUGAAUCUGUAACGAUAAAAAGCGAUGGCAGCCAGUGAGUAGAUCACAACGAGAAGAGCAAUUACUUGGAACGGAUUCAAAAUGCAUGCGGCUUCUUGAAGAACGACGUCAGUUGGAUUCUGCCAGCUUGCAAACAUGACGGCCAAACAAACGCUGCUUAGAAUUUCCGCGAAGGCCAUGUUAGCGACGAGAUAGUAGGAGAGAGGCUUGCGGGAAGGUAUGGUACACACAGCAUAACAAACCAUCAAAUUGCCGAUUAUACUGGCCGAGAUGAUAACGGAGAACAGGGUUAAACGGAAAAUGUAAAGGGCUUUUGAUUCUUCAUACUGUUCGACCCAAGUAUUUGCUCCAAUAGAGGAGGGCUCGGUUGAGUUUGUGAUGUUUGUAUAGUUACUGGACGGCAUUUUGGUCUUCUUCAGCUGACACCUUAGAGGGUUUAAAUCACAUUGUUAGAUCAGAAUAUUUAAGACUUUCGUGAGCUCUCGUGCCACUUCAAAGUUCAAUGAGGCGAAAGAACUAUUGCAACUAUCAACAAAGAGGCUUUCUCAAAAUUUGAAUAUCGUUAAAUGUUUCGCAAUGAUCUCGACAAUAACACGCGAU